GUCAAUAUAAAAACAUUGAAUUUGCAUUUUGCCUAUGCCGAAUAUACCUAUUGCAAUUGUAAUUUUGAAGAAUUUUGAAGAAUUUCACCGUAAUUGACGACCAGUAAUGGCUGGGAAAGUGAACAAGUUUGAAACGCCGAGCUCAGCAAGCUCAGAUAGUGACUCUGAAUUGGCGUUGGAAAUAAGUGAGCAAGUGUUUAUUGAUGAUGAGGAUUACAAUCGUGCUCCAGCUUCACCCACUACUGUCCCCAACGUAAGGUCAUAUAGACCUCCUUCCACAGGCUCAAAUAUCUUAAAGUCUCCCCGCGGCAGACGAGUUCGAACCACAUCAAUGUCUCAACCAAAUAAGAAGACCACAGCAGAGAGUAUACUGCAUGCAGACAGAAGAACGAUCUAUACGGCGGGUAGACCGCCCUGGUACAACUGCACUGGAGGACAGGAGGUGGAACCUUUUCUUAUUGGAAUAUGUGGUGCCAGCGCUUCUGGCAAGACCACAGUGGCCGCAAAAAUAAUUGAAUCUCUCAACAUACCCUGGGUUACAAUUGUCAGUAUGGACUCGUUUUAUAAGGUGCUAAAUGAGAAGCAGCAUCACGCGGCGAUGCGGAAUGAAUACAACUUCGAUCACCCGGAUGCGUUUGACAUGGAGCUCCUGGAAAGUGUCCUCCAGCGUUUAAAAGAGGGGAAGAAGGUGGAAGUUCCCAUUUACAACUACGUAACACAUUCGCGGGAGCACCGUACUAAAACGAUGUACGGCGCGAACGUGAUAAUAUUCGAGGGAAUUCUCGCUUUCUACAAUGCACAGGUGUUGAGCAAACUGGAUAUGAGGGUGUUCGUAGAUACGGAUGCAGAUAUCCGGCUCGCGAGGCGUUUGAGAAGGGAUAUAGUCCAACGCGGUCGUGACCUAGAGGGUGUUCUCAAACAGUACAUGACGCACGUGAAGCCGGCCUAUCAGAACUACAUAGCGCCCUGCAUGGCCCAUGCCGAUAUCAUUGUCCCGAGGGGUGGAGAGAACAAAGUGGCCAUUUCACUCAUUGUACAACAUGUCCAUAAACAGUUGCAGUUGCGCGGCUUCAAAGUCCGUGAAAAGUUGGCGAUCGCGCACGUGGGCCAGCCCGUACCGGACUCGCUCUACGUACUUAAGGAUACUCCGCAGGUGCAAGGUCUCCAUACAUUCAUACGUAACAAGGAUACGCCGAGGGAUGAGUUCAUAUUCUACUCGAAGCGUCUGAUGAGACUGGUCAUCGAGUUCGCGUUGUCCCUCUUGCCCUACUCCGAACAUCAGGUUGACACGCCCCAAGGCUUCACUUACACUGGUCGUAAAUGCGACGUUGAGAAGAUCUGUGGCGUUUCGAUCCUUCGAGCCGGAGAGACGAUGGAGCAGGCCGUGUGCGACGUGUGCAAGGACAUUCGCAUUGGGAAGAUUCUCAUACAGACGAACCAGCAGACUGACGAGCCGGAGCUGUACUACCUCCGUCUCCCAAAAGACAUAAAGGACUACCGCGUGGUGCUGAUGGACGCGACGGUGGCGACGGGCGCCGCGGCCAUGAUGGCCGUCCGGGUGCUUCUGGACCACGACGUGCCGGAGGAGCACAUCAGUCUGGUCUCGCUGCUGAUGGCAGAGAUCGGGGUGCAUUCUAUCGCUUACGCAUUUCCCAAGGUGAAAAUAAUAACGUCGGCGUUAGAUCCGGAAAUAAACGAGAAGUUCUAUGUUUUGCCCGGGAUCGGGAACUUUGGGGACCGCUACUUCGGUACGGAGCCCUCUGACGAGGAAUGACUGAUGACCUAGGAGCGAGAGAGAUAGAAGUAUCCGCGCGCUGCGAGUGAACGAGACGGCAAUAUGUUUGGCAGUUCCAUAUUUAAACGCUUCACAGGUUUGAGCGCCUAUAGCACGACUAUAUCGUAAUAAAAUGUACCUUAACUUUAGGUUAUUAAGGCGCUAUUUCAUUUGGUUUCAAUAUGAAGUCCUGCUAGGGAGAGUCCCGAAACAUUAAUGACUGGUUUAAAUAAAUAAAAACUAGUUUUUAAUUAAUUUAUUUCGUUUGUGUAAAUCUAGUCAAAAACGUACAUAAAUGUCAAUCGUACUGCGUGUAUCGUGUUUUUUAGUGAAUUGUACUUAUGGCGAACAGUUAAAGCCAAAGAAUUGGUCAAAUUAAUUUUUAUUCCUAAAGCUUGAUGUGUUUAACUAAAAUGUAUACAAAUGUAUUUAAAAUCGCUGUUAGAUUAUUGUGUGCUUCAAUUAAUAAAAACUUGUUCCUAUAUAUUGAAAUACUCCUGUAAUAUAUAGAAACUAUGCAAUCAGUGCAUUUAACUUAAAACCUACUUAAAAUUAUACUUAACAAAUCUUUGUUUGAGCUGUCUUCUAUUAAAACUCGUGCUUUCAAAAGCCGAUGCAAUGUCUCCAUCCCUUUCUACACUUUAAUGGCGAAAUGAGAAGCGAAACCUCGAUAACACGAGACUAUAAAAUGGUGCUUUUAAUUUCAGAAAUAACUUUACAGAAUAACACAAUAAUUAGCAUUUAUUUUUGUAAGGCAAGUAUACGUUCAUUCCGACACGACGCUGCCAUUUUGUUCUCUAUCGCUUCUCUAUCUCUUACAGUAUUGUCUUCUUUAAGUAAUAAGACUUAUCAUAGGUUAUUGUGCUUUUAGAGAGGUUUAGGUUUUGUAAUUUAUUACCGGCUGAAGUUGGUCUCUGGCAUCUGAGUAUAUUGAACUCUCAAUAUAACAACCAAUUUUAACUAUUACAGUUUAAAAAACAUUGGUCGAGUAAACCAAAUAUAAUAAAUUUUAAACCUUCAAAAUAUUUUCCUCAUAAAUAAUCUCCGAA
Pieris rapae (cabbage white) is the source of this 2823-nucleotide messenger RNA. Its product is annotated as uridine-cytidine kinase-like 1. Lineage: Eukaryota; Metazoa; Arthropoda; Insecta; Lepidoptera; Pieridae. Gene Ontology annotation, molecular function: ATP binding; kinase activity. The coding region runs from base 107 to 1774 and encodes 555 amino acids. The record is from RefSeq and is a predicted model, not a curated record. The transcript is spliced from 12 exons. Gene Ontology annotation, cellular component: cytoplasm.